CGAGCUGUACCGAGUGCGUGUAGAAUAUGUAGCCUUUGCCGGUAAGACCAUUUCCCACUCUAUCUCAUCCUUCAUCCUCUACGCAUACACCUCGACCAUAUACAGCAAAAAUGGCACCUCAACUUAACUAUCCAAGUGGAAUGUUCAAGGGACAGACCGCAAUCAUCACAGGAUCUGGCCAAGGUAUUGGUGCUGAAGCCGCGAGACUCUUUGCAAACGAGGGAGCGAAUGUUGUCGUUUCAGACAUUGACGGCAAGAAGGGACAAGCAGUAGCCGAUGCGAUCAACAAGAGCGGCGGACGAGCGAUCAACGUACCCGGCGAUAUCCUCAGCGACGAUUACAUCAAGGAGCUCGUGAAGAAGUCGGCUGAGUUUGGCGGCGGAAAGAUCCACAUCAUCGUCAACAAUGCCGGAUUCACAUGGGAUGGCGUGAUCCACAAGACGACGGACAAGCAAUGGGACACGAUUGUGAACCUGCACGGUACAGCUCCAUUCAAGCUCAUCCGAACUGCUGCACCAUACUUCCGUGUCAAGGACGGCGAGCCACGCAGCAUCGUCAACAUCUCGUCGACUUCAGGCAUCCACGGAAACGCCGGGCAGGCCAACUACGCAUUCGCGAAGGCUGGUGUUACAGGCUUGACCAAGGCCAUUGCGAAGGAGUGGGGUCCAAACUUCGGCGUCCGCUGCAAUACCAUCGCUUUCGGACACAUCAUGACCCGUCUCACUGCGGCUAAAGAGGAAGGAGCUUUCGUGACGACCCCAGAUGGAGAGAAGGUUGCCCUCGGUAUUCCGCAGAAGCAAAAGGAUGCUGCUGGCUCAGCGGCUCAUGCCGAUAUCCCUUUGCGAAGGCCCGGAACAGCCACUGAAGCUGCAAGCGCAGUCAUGGCUGUGUGCAGUCCGCUGUUCAGCUACGUGACAGGACAGACCAUCAGCGUUACUGGCGGUCGCAACUGCUAGAUGAUGUAUUAUUAUGAAUCAACGUUCAAAAGCUAACAUGCA
Cercospora beticola is the source of this 998-nucleotide messenger RNA. RefSeq names its product SDR family NAD(P)-dependent oxidoreductase. Lineage: Eukaryota; Fungi; Ascomycota; Dothideomycetes; Mycosphaerellales; Mycosphaerellaceae. The record is from RefSeq and is a predicted model, not a curated record.